Messenger RNA from Symsagittifera roscoffensis, 1163 nucleotides. Its product is annotated as mitotic spindle assembly checkpoint protein MAD2A-like. The transcript has 3 exons. NCBI's taxonomy places the organism in Eukaryota, Metazoa, Xenacoelomorpha, Acoela, Convolutidae. The coding region runs from base 18 to 641 and encodes 207 amino acids. Gene Ontology annotation, cellular component: zeta DNA polymerase complex. The record is from RefSeq and is a predicted model, not a curated record.
CCUUUUUUCCAGGAAAAAUGGCUACAGAUCAAUUAAGUUCGCUGAAUCUCAAGGGCUCUACGGAAGUGGUGUGUGAUCUGCUAUAUUACUGUGUGCAUAAUAUCAGUUACCUACGCGGAGUAUACCACAGUAAUUUGUACGAGUAUGAGACGAAAUGGGAUCAGAAGGUGUUUGUUUGCCAGAACGAACAAAUGCAGAAAUAUGUUUCCAAGAUGAUCGAUAGUUUCCGCAUUUGGAUGUUGAACAAAGAAGCUAGGAGUAUUGUGUUGGUGUUAUGCGAUGCAAUUACAGACGAGAGGUUGGAGCGUUGGCAGUUCGACAUAACUCUUGAUGACGAAUCCAUCUCAGCAGACGUGAGCAAGCCAGUAGACAACAGGAAACUGCGAUCUCAACUCCGCCAACUGAUCUACCAGAUCCACAACAUCAUGCUACUCCUGCCUCAACUACCGGACACGACAAUCACUCUGAAACUCCUGAUCUACACCAAGGAAAACGCAACUGUGAGCGAGGAGUUCCUGGAGACGACUCAACACCUGAUUGCAGAGCCACAGUCAAUCGAUUUUGAUAAAGUGAACACCAAUAUACACACUGUUAAAUCAUCAGUGCAGUAUAAGAAAGACAGCAACAUGACUACGAUUUAGUGCGAUGAUGAUGCUUUGGUUUAAUCACGUGGAUGAUGAGUUCUAUUGUGCAAUGGAUUGUUGAUGCAGCGAAUGACUGAUUGAGGUUGACGUAGUCUGUGAUUUAGUGCAAUAUGAAACUCUAGUUUUCAAGCUAUUAGAAAGAUAGCGAUCUUAAUAAAAAGAAAAACUUGCUUGUACUUUUUAGACCACCAUUUUCUCUCUGAUGUUUGCUUAUCUCGACCAGAAUAAAAUAAUCAGAUCAUUUUUUUAUUUACUCACGCGGGAAAAAUGGGAUAUGAAAAUUAUGAUGAAGCCUUGUCUCAUGCUCAAUAUUGGAUGCACAAAAAUGAUGGUCAAAAAUAACCUCAAUAGGCAAAACAAUUAGUUGAAUAUGUUUUUGUUGACUAUGAUUUGUUUACAAUUUUUCCAACUACAUGUUGGCUAUUGAUGUUUGAAUGAUUUGCUUACAUAAAGUGCAACUGCGAACUACAUUUUAUUAGUUAUCGUUUUCGUUUUUAAUUCACAGAUGAGUUCCGUUUA